UUUUCCCACCGUCGUCGGGCAGUGUCGCUGGAGGCCCGAAGGUCGCCGUGAUCUACAUCGCCGCAGCACCAACACUCACGCCAUGGACGUCUCCGGAUCUGCUCCUUCCGCCAACGACGACCAAGCGCUGAAUGCGAUGCACUUCAUUAGUGCAAUUCCAAAGCUGACGGGACAGAACUAUGUUCUGUGGCGCGAGGAACUUGAUGCUGCUCUAGCACUUGCUGAGAUAGAUUUGGCUCUUCAGGAGCCAAAGCCCACUGAGCCAGAGGAGCCCGAAAGGGCUCAGAAUGAGACCGAUGAAGCUUUUGCUAAUCGGAAGCGAGACUUUGCUCCCAUCAGAGCAAAGUAUGAUCUUGAGAAGUACAAGUGGGAAAAGUCAAACCGCAAGUGCAAGAUUGUCAUCAAGAAAACCAUCACAGAGGGCCUAAGAGGUGCCAUCCCAGAAUGUGAGACAGCAAAA
Sorghum bicolor (sorghum) is the source of this 460-nucleotide messenger RNA. RefSeq lists its product as uncharacterized. The annotation marks the transcript as partial. The transcript has 2 exons. NCBI's taxonomy places the organism in Eukaryota, Viridiplantae, Streptophyta, Magnoliopsida, Poales, Poaceae. The record is from RefSeq and is a predicted model, not a curated record.